GCAAGAGAGGGAAGAGAAAUCUCCCCUCUCCGUUCGGUAUUUGCGCAUGCGCAAUAUAAAGCGGACCUGAAGGGGAUCAUUUCCGGUGGCUGGAAAACAAGGAAAGCUGAGCAUCCGGAUGUCAGCGUUGGUAGUUGGAGGAGAUGGUGGUACCAACGCUGGAUAUGCCUGCUCAGCCUAUGGGGAUGGUUGCUGAUGUAGUCUUCGUCAUUGAGGGCACUGCCAACCUUGGGCCCUACUUUGAGUCCCUGCGGAAGCAUUACCUUCUACCUGCCAUUGAAUAUUUUAAUGGUGGUCCUCCAGCUGAAACAGACUUUGGAGGAGAUUAUGGUGGAACCCAGUACAGCCUAGUGGUGUUCAAUACAGUUGACUGCGCACCUGAGUCAUAUGUUCAGUGCCAUGCACCAACAAGCAGCGCUUAUGAAUUUGUUACAUGGCUUGACAGCAUCCAGUUUGUGGGAGGAGGCGGUGAGAGCUGCAGUCUCAUCUCAGAAGGGCUCAGCACUGCUCUGCAACUCUUUGAUGACUUCAAGAAGAUGAGAGAGCAAAUAGGACCGACUCAUAAAGUCUGCAUCCUUAUCUGUAACUCUCCUCCCUAUUUGCUCCCUGCAGUGGAGAGUACCACAUACUCUGGUUAUACAACAGAAAACCUGGUGCAGAAGAUUGGCGAGCGUGGGAUCCACUUUUCCAUAAUCUCCCCACGGAAACUGCCAGCUCUGCGAAUGCUCUUUGAGAAGGCUGUGACAGGGGGCAUGUUGGAUGUCCAGCUCAAAGACUACAGCCAGGACGCUCGGCACAUGAUCCUUAUCCGUGGCAUGGUCCUCCCAGUAGGAGGAGGAACCACUGCCAACCCUUUGCAGCCCAAACAGACUGUCCCCCAACCCCAGCUUCCCCCGGUGCCAGCACAGCUCCCUGCCGCCCCACCACAAACUAUGCCUGCAGUCUCUCAGCCGUACCAGGUGGCAGCGUCUUCAACACUAACUGCAGCCCAGGCAGCAGCUCAGUCUGCUGUAGAAGCCGCCAAGAACCAGAAAGCCCAGAGCACCCGUUUCACCCCCAUGAACCCCAUGCAGCCAGCCUUCAACCAAGCUCCCCCACAGACGCUCCAAGCGGGCUCGGUCCCAGCCAUGCCUCAAAAGCUCCCUGUGUCUUCUCCAUCCAGCCUGGUCUCCACAGUCACCACAGGCUCCGGCCUUCUCGUCCAGCCACCCGUACAAGCCCCUCCACAGUCUGGUGCUUCAACUAUGCCCAGCGUUGUUCCACCUAUGACGGUGAGUCAGCCCUCACAGCCACAGAUAGGCGCAGCACAGCAGUCAGUCACCAACAAGGUGAUGGCAUGGAGCGGUGUGCUGGAAUGGCAGGAGAAGCCCAAGCCAGCUUCUGUGGAUUCCAACACCAAACUUACUCGUUCCCUGCCCUGCCAAGUGUACGUCAAUCAAGGAGAAAACUUGAAGGCGGAGCAGUGGCCCCAGAAGCUCAUUAUGCAGCUGAUCCCACAGCAGCUCUUGACAACGCUGGGCCAUCUGUUCCGAAACUCACGCAUGGUUCAAUUUCACUUCACCAACAAGGACCUGGAAUCACUGAAGGGACUCUACCGCAUCAUGGGCAAUGGAUUUCAGGCGGGCUGCGUUCACUUUCCUCACACUACGCCCUGUGAGGUGCGGGUGCUGAUGCUGCUGUAUUCUUCAAAGAAGAAAAUCUUCAUGGGGCUCAUUCCUUAUGACCAGAGUGGCUUCGUCAAUGGCAUCCGGCAGGUCAUCACCAAUCACAAGCAAGUUCAGCAACAAAAGCAGAUGGGGGGCUCUCAGCCUUUGGGGUCAACACCCAAUACCCAACCUUUCCUGACAAAACAGCCUGUCACUUUACCAGUGACACAGGGAGUCCAGCAGCAGAUGGGAGGACAGCAGGUGAGCCCUGGUAUGCCUCAGGUAGGGAUUAUGGAAGAACAGCAGCGGCAGCAAGGCCUGUUACAGCUCAGAGUUCAGCAACCUCAGCCCACUGCUCCUUCCACCAGCCAGCCCCCGCAAGCUCAAGUCCCCCCACAAGCUGGGCCGCAGGCUACCCAAGGAGGUGCUAUGCUCAGACCCCAAAACCCGGGCGCCAAUCCUCAACUCCGAAGCCUCCUCCUUAGCCAGCAGCCGCCCCAACCUGGAGUUCCUCAGUCCCAGCAGCCCCUCCACCACCUCCAACAGGGUUCUCCGGGAAUGUUACCACACCAAAACAUGGGGCAGGCUCUAGGGCAUCAGCCUCCAGGACAGCAGCAGCUCCAACUCCCUGGACAGCCCCUCAUGCACCAAGCCCCUGGGCAACAGUGGCCAGGACAGAUGGCACCACGGGCACCUUUGCAAGGUCAGAUGCUGAUGAAUCCAGGUCCCCGGGGCCCUGUACCGCAGCCAGGCCUGCAGCAAGUCCCAGCCCCCAGCAUCAUGGAGGACGACAUUCUCAGAGACCUCAUCUGAAGGUGGACAAGGUCCCUGUUCCAGUGCCGUUUACUGCUGAGAUGCUUCUCUUCUGGAGAAUGUUACUGAUUUGUUCUGUGUUGUGUGUAAUAUAUUUUCGCUCUUGUUAAAAAAUUAUCAUCCACA
Anolis sagrei ordinatus is the source of this 2585-nucleotide messenger RNA. It is a transcript of the gene MED25, whose product is annotated as mediator complex subunit 25. NCBI's taxonomy places the organism in Eukaryota, Metazoa, Chordata, Lepidosauria, Squamata, Anolidae. The record is from RefSeq and is a predicted model, not a curated record. Gene Ontology annotation, biological process: positive regulation of transcription by RNA polymerase II. Gene Ontology annotation, cellular component: mediator complex; transcription regulator complex.